Molecule: messenger RNA, 2512 nt
Organism: Marmota monax (woodchuck)
Lineage: Eukaryota; Metazoa; Chordata; Mammalia; Rodentia; Sciuridae
Gene: Paip1
Product: poly(A) binding protein interacting protein 1
Exons: 11
Coding region: 11-1453 (480 amino acids)
Biological process (GO): regulation of translational initiation
Molecular function (GO): RNA binding; protein binding; translation activator activity
Source: RefSeq, a predicted model, not a curated record
GAGGAGGAGCAUGUCGGACGGUUUCGAUCGGGCUCCAGGUGCUGGUCGGGGCCGGAGCCGGGGCCUGGGCCGCGGAGGGGGCGGGCCUGAGGGCGGCGGGUUCCCGAACGGAGCGGGGCCUGCGGAGCGGUCACGGCACCAGCCGCCGCCGCAGCCCAAAGCCCCGGGCUUCCUGCAGCCGCCGCCGCUGCGCCAGCCCAGGACGGCCCCGCCGCCAGGGGCCCAGAGCGAGGCCCCCGCAGGCUCCCAGCGGCCUCCUCGGCCCGGGGUGCUCCCAGAACAAACAAGGCCCCUGAGAGCUCCACCUAGUUCACAGGAUAAAAUCCCACAGCAGAACUCAGAGUCAGCAAUGGCUAAACCCCAGGUGGUAGUGGCUCCCGUAUUAAUGUCUAAACUGUCUGCGAACGCCCCUGAAUUUUACCCAUCAGGUUAUUCUUCUAAUUAUACAGAAUCCUACGAGGAUGGUUGUGAGGAUUAUCCCACUCUAUCAGAAUAUGUUCAGGAUUUUUUGAAUCAUCUUACAGAACAGCCUGGCAGUUUUGAAACAGAAAUUGAACAGUUUGCAGAGACCCUGAAUGGCUGGGUUACAACAGAUGAUGCUUUGCAAGAACUUGUGGAACUCAUCUACCAACAGGCUACGUCUAUCCCAAAUUUCUCUUAUAUGGGAGCUCGCCUGUGUAAUUACCUGUCCCAUCAUCUGACGAUAAGCCCACAGAGUGGCAACUUCCGCCAAUUACUACUUCAAAGAUGUCGGACUGAAUAUGAAGUUAAAGAUCAAGCUGCAAAAGGAGAUGAAGUGACUCGAAAACGAUUUCAUGCAUUUGUACUCUUUCUGGGAGAACUUUAUCUUAACUUGGAGAUCAAGGGAACAAAUGGACAGGUUACAAGAGCAGAUAUCCUUCAGGUUGGUCUACGAGAAUUGCUGAAUGCCCUCUUCUCUAAUCCAAUGGAUGACAACUUAAUUUGUGCAGUAAAAUUACUGAAGUUGACAGGAUCAGUUUUGGAAGAUGCCUGGAAGGAAAAAGGAAAAACUGAUAUGGAAGAAAUUAUUCAGAGAAUUGAAAAUGUUGUCCUAGAUGCAAACUGUAGCAGAGAUGUAAAACAGAUGCUCUUGAAGCUUGUUGAACUCCGGUCAAGUAACUGGGGUAGAGUCCAUGCAACUUCAACAUACAGAGAAGCAACACCUGAAAAUGAUCCUAACUACUUUAUGAAUGAACCGACAUUUUAUACAUCUGAUGGUGUUCCUUUCACUGCAGCUGAUCCAGAUUACCAAGAGAAAUAUCAAGAAUUACUUGAAAGAGAGGACUUUUUUCCAGAUUAUGAAGAAAAUGGAACAGAUUUAUCAGGGGGUGGUGAUCCAUAUUUGGAUGAUAUUGAUGAUGAGAUGGACCCAGAGAUUGAAGAAGCUUAUGAAAAGUUUUGUUUGGAAUCAGAGCGUAAGCGAAAACAGUAAAGUUAAAUUUCAGCAUAUCAGUUUUAUAAAACAGUUUAGGUAUGGUGAUUUAGCAGAACACAGGAAAGCAAGAAAAUGUGUCACACUUAUACCAAAUUAAGGAUGUUGAGUUAUGUUACUAAUGUAUGCAACUUUAAUUUUGUUUAACACUAUCUGCCAAAAUAAACUUUAUUCCCUAUAACUUAAAAUGUGUAUAUAUAUAAAAUAGUUUAUUAUGUACAGUUAAUUCCACUGUUUUGGCUGCAAUAAAAUUGAUUUUGAAAUAAAUGAAAUGUUGAAAGUAAAUUUUGCUAGCUGGUUAGAUACUUUUAAGUUCUUGAGGGGAAAAAGUCUUAGCCUAGAAAUACAUAUUACUGCAAAAAUGUAGCAUUCUUUUCUUAGGUAUGACUAUUAUAGAUUUUAUUUCAGUUUGAUAUAUCUCAUAUUAAUCACAAUCAUGAAAAUCUUUAAGGGUCUUGGAAUAUAUCAACAACUGAUUUACAUAUGUAGAUGUUAUUGGAUACCAAGGGCUUUAAAAGUGUCAUUAAUGGAAAAAAACAAAACAAAAAAACCUUAGAACUCUCCAACUAAACCACCAAGACUCUCUUCACUGAGGAUUUAUUCUAAUUCAAGAAUUGUUCUUUUUUGUUUCACUUCACUAACUUCAUUACCCUAAGGCCUAGAACAUUAUUCUGCUUUUAUUUAUAUGGCUUUCUCACUUUUAUUUUGUAGCAUGGAUUGCAUUCACUUUUUUUUUUAAUUAGAGAAUUUUACUAGAUAUUUCACGUUUUCAUCUGCUUUGUAAUUGAUAUACCUUGAGGGUCACUUUUCUAAUACUUUUACUAUAAUGUGGUACCACCUCAACCCUAUUUAAGUAGUAUUUUUACUUAAUGUCAUAUCUUUUUUCAACUAACUGAAACUUGUACAUAUAAAAGGGUUGCUUGUAAAUAUGCAUGUAAAUAGUUCUGUUAAUAACCCACUGUUUUACACUUGGUACAUCUGUGUCUGCUAAUACAGUUAGCUUUCUCACUUUUCUGCUUGUUUGUUCAGUCUGAAUUAAAAUUAGACUUUGAAAAUAAA